CUCUCUCUUUUUAUUUCGCGGAUCCGAAAUCCGCGCUGAUCUCUUUCUCCACGCGCCGGCGCUCGUAGCACAAAAACUGCCUCUCUUCCAAUUCUUGGAUUAGAGAGCGAUCGGAUCGGUCUCGGAGGCGUCGGGAUCAAUAAUUUUUCGAUCGGUGAUCGAUUUCUUUGGGGGCCUCGAUCCGUCUUGGCCUCGAUCGGAAAUUUCACGCUGUCGAUCGGAUUCGAGCUCCGAUCCCUAGGUUCGAUCACAAAUCAAGACCCCAGGUGGGAGUUCACGACGGAUCUCGAUCGGAGCUCAGAUCACUGUGGUUUUUCUCUAUUCCUGAUCUGGAUUGGGGUUUUUAUCACCUGAGUUCGGUGUAUUUGGAUCCCAUACGCGUUGGAUGGUUUGAUGAUAUCGAAAUCGUCAGGUUUUUUUUCCUACCGAUCUUUCCGAUCUCAAUCCAUCUAGCCUAUUCCAUCAAUUUUCGAUUAAAAAAUCAGCUAUUGAUCGCGACCUUUUGAGUUUUCCGGAUUGGUGGUUUUAUCAGAAGUGAAGAAAAAUUGUUAGUUUGAUCUGUUGGGAUUUAACAAUGGCUGAGUGCCGGAGCUUGAUCGAGUUCUGCAGAACGUUUGAGCAGCACCGCAUCAUGGCCAACUCCCAGGCCUCGUCGGAGCACCGCAGCAGCCAGUCCCGCAACCGGAGGAGCAAGUCCUUGAAUCCUUUGUCCCCUCCCUUCUGCGAGCACUCCUCCUUCGCCGCCAUUGACACCGUGAUACUAUUUCUGGUGCUCGGCGCACUUGGUGUUCUGACUGUCCCUUAUCUCAAGUUCAUCUUCCAUGAAGCUGCUGAGCUCCUACCUUUGGCCAUAGACCUCAUGGGGGAUGUUCUCUACCAAGCCCCUGUUGCUUAUGCUGCUGGAUUCGUUUUGAUGUUCAUUUCCGGGAUUGCUGCAUGGGAGUUCAUCGGUCAUCAGGCUAGAAAAUGUGGGAAACCUUACUGCAAAGGUCUUCGUAAAGCGGUGGAAUUCGAUAUCCAGCUUGAGUCGGAGGAGUGCGUCAAGUGCCUGCCACCGAUGCCAAAGGAUGUGCUUGGAACUCGCCCCCUGGAACUAGGGGAGGACCACAAAGAACUUGAAGCUGAGCUCAAGAAGAUGGCGCCACUGAAUGGCCGGACUGUUCUCAUCUUUCGUGCCCCCUGUGGAUGCCCUGUAGGAAGAAUGGAAGUGUGGGGGCCAAAGAGAGUUCGUAGGACCAAGAAGUAGGCAGGCACACCACUUUUGUUUCUAGUUAUAAUGUUUUUAUAGGAAUAAACUAGAAAUACCCGACUAUGAAAUAGUAUCUUAAUCCAUGUUCCUCCUGUAUCAAAUAAGUGCAUUUGGCAUACUCAGAGGGUCAGCAAAUGUAAUGUGGAAUCCUGAAUAACCCUUUUAAUGCUCUGGAAAGUGGAACCUUAAUUCUAAUAUUACAAAGUUUUAGAUGACA
Messenger RNA from Elaeis guineensis (African oil palm), 1466 nucleotides. RefSeq lists its product as uncharacterized. NCBI's taxonomy places the organism in Eukaryota, Viridiplantae, Streptophyta, Magnoliopsida, Arecales, Arecaceae. The record is from RefSeq and is a predicted model, not a curated record.